CGCGAGGUCUGGGCCAGUGGACAGACCAGCACCCGAAAUCCAUCGAGCAUGUCUCUCAAGCGGAAGCAGGAUGACCGGGACGACAUCGAUGUCAAUUCUCCCGACGCGGACAUCUCGCGAUCCGCCGCCAUCUACGACCGCGAGUCCAAAUUCUACGCUCUCUACUCGCCCUCCUUGAAGCCAAAACAGCUCCAAUCGAUCGAUGAGAUUCAGUCGGCGCAGCAUAAAGUCGUCGGCUGGCGGCGGGAAAGCAAUCAGCAGUCCAUCACGAAGGAAACACAAUACAUCUGCGGAUCGGACGACGAUGGGGAGAAGUACGCGGGCAAGAAGAUUGAGAAGGUUCUGGAGUCGAUGAAAGUGAGCGGCACAUGUGUGGUUGCGAGGUGGUUUGGUGGAGUCAUGUUGGGGCCUGUGAGGUUCGAGCAUAUUGACAAUUGUGCAAGGGAGGCAGUGAGGAGGUAUCAGGAGGUUGAAGCGGAGAGGAGAGCUAAGAAAAGGAAGAUCGAAGAGGAAGAAGCGGAGCAUGAGAGACUUGCGAAGAGUCUGGUAGAGCGGGACCAAAGUAUUGUGGUGCUGAGAGAAUUGGCUGCAAAGAAGGAGAAGGUGGUCAAGCAGGCGCGAGAAGGUGUGGAUAGUGUUGUUGUAAGUCCGCCGUCUACUGCGGACGCGCCGGUGUCGAAUUCACAGCCUGCGAUGGACUAUGCCGCAAUGCCUCUUGCUCGGCUGAAGGCUUUGGACAAGGCACGAGACGCCACUUUGUCGUUCUUGCUAAAACGCAUAGACAAGGCUGAGGCAGAUCUGACAUCGCUCGAAGAUGGCGAGAAGCCGCCAUGA
This is a messenger RNA of Zymoseptoria tritici IPO323, 834 nucleotides long. RefSeq lists its product as uncharacterized. The record is from RefSeq and is a predicted model, not a curated record. Bases 49 to 834 code for a protein of 261 amino acids. Gene Ontology annotation, biological process: regulation of translational initiation. Gene Ontology annotation, cellular component: cytoplasm. The transcript has a single exon. Lineage: Eukaryota; Fungi; Ascomycota; Dothideomycetes; Mycosphaerellales; Mycosphaerellaceae.